This is a messenger RNA of Pelobates fuscus (common spadefoot toad), 2062 nucleotides long. RefSeq names its product guanylate-binding protein 1-like. The record is from RefSeq and is a predicted model, not a curated record. The coding region runs from base 66 to 1907 and encodes 613 amino acids. Gene Ontology annotation, molecular function: GTP binding; GTPase activity. Lineage: Eukaryota; Metazoa; Chordata; Amphibia; Anura; Pelobatidae. The transcript is spliced from 11 exons.
GAGAUGUUCUAGGAAAGCUGUAACGGAGGAAGACUGCUGUACUGGUGAAUCUGGAGAGAGUAAAGAUGCCUCAAAUGAAAGAGCCGAUAUGUUUCAUUGAGAAUCGAGAGAAUGGAGACCUGGUAGUGAAUCCAGAAGCUGAGAAGAUCCUGGAUGCUAUUAAACAACCAGUGGUUGUGGUGGCGAUUGUUGGAAAAUACCGCACUGGGAAAUCGUAUCUCAUGAAUAAAUUAGCAGGAUGCAGCAAUGGAUUUGCUCUGGGAUCCACCAUCCAAUCUAAAACUAAAGGGAUCUGGAUGUGGUGUCUCCCUCACCCGUCCCAACCUGGACACACAUUGGUGCUUCUGGACACAGAAGGUUUAGGAGAUGUAGAGAAGGGUGAUAGUAAGAAUGAUGCCUGGAUUUUUUCUCUGGCCGUCCUACUAAGCAGUACCAUGGUGUUUAACAGUGUGGGGACCAUAGACCAGAACUCCAUGGAACAACUUAAUUAUGUGACAGAACUGACUGAAAGGAUAAAAGUAAAAUCGAAUACAGGAAAAAAUGAUGAUGACGACGAUGAUGAUGGUUCUUCUGAGAUGAAGAGAUUUUUCCCAGCGUUUAUCUGGUGUGUCCGAGACUUUAGCUUACAGCUAGAAAUAAACGGAUCAUCAAUCACAGAGGACCAAUAUUUACAAAAUUCACUGAAGUUAAAAAAAGGAAUUGGAGCCAAGGUGAAUGAAUAUAACACCCCCCGGGAGUGCAUACGCCAUUUCUUUCAUUCGCAUAAGUGUUUUGUGUUUGAACGACCAGCAUCGACAACAGGUCUUCAACAACUUGAAUCCCUUUCAGAAGCAGAGCUGGAACCAGGAUUUCUAAAGCAAACACAGAAGUUCUGCACUCAUGUAUAUGAGACCAGCACAACUAAAACAGUGACAAAUGGUUUGAAAGUAACUGGGAAAUUGUUGUAUGACCUCGCAGUCACAUAUGUGGGAGCCAUUCAGAGUGGGGCUGUUCCAUGUAUGGAAAAUGCAGUUAAGGUUCUGUCACAGAUUGAGAAUUCCCGGGCGGUCAGUCAAGCUCUUUCCAAAUAUGAGGAAGAAAUGAGUAAACGAGUCUCUCAUUUCCCAACUGAGACACAGGAACAGUUCUUACAACUGCACCAGGAAUGCGAAAAACAAGCACUAGCAGUCUUUAUGGACAUAUCCUUCAAAGAUGAAGAUCUGGAAUAUCACAAGACACUUAUACACAAUUUAUCUGAGAAAGCAGAAAUAUUUUUGAAAGACAAUUUGGAGAAAUCUGUCCAAAAAUGCCAAUAUUUGCUUGAAGAGUUAAAUAAGCCUUUAGAGACAGGAAUAAGACAAGGAAAGUAUUCCAAGCCUGGGGGACAUAAUGUAUUCAAAACUGAAAAGCAGAAUUUAAUUGUAUCUUAUCAGCAACACCCUGGCAAGGGUAUGAAGGCCAACGAAGUGCUGAAGAAAUUCCUCAAUGAGAAGGAGAAGAUUGAAACCACUAUUUUGCAAACUGAUCAGUCUCUGACCGAAAAUGAGAAAAUGAUGGCCGCACAAAAAGCUCAGUCAGAAGCUGUAGAAAGAGAAAAAAAGAUUGUGGAAGAGAAUAACCGGAGACUGCAAGAGACCAUGGAGGCUGAGAAAAAGAGCCAGGAAGAGCAGUUGGCAAUGAUACAAGAGAAGAAUGAGCAGGAUAGAAAUAAGCUGAUAGAGGAGAAUAAAUGGCUCAUCGAAGAGAAGAUGAAGGAAAAGGAAAACAUGAUGAAAGAAGGGAUGAAGAAGCAAUGUGAAAUGCUGGAAUAUGAGAUUCAACAGCUGAAGAAGCAGCAGGAAGAAGCCUCCCAGGGAUCUUUCCUGGGAAAUGUGAUAUCUGGAAUUUUACCAGGGGUGUUGUCAAGUAUUGUGAAGAAAAUAUUUUAAUACCAAGCAUGUAUAACAUCCUGUAGGAUUUGAAAUAAUAUUCAGCAAGCAAUGUUUUCGUUUUACUGAGUACUUUGUAGUUUGAAGUUUCUGAGUCACAAAUAUAACAUUAUAUGAGAUUCUGUUACUGAAGAUUAUCAUGUUAAAAUGUAAAA